AUGAGAGAACACGUUGAUGUGGUAACACUUAAGGUUUCAAUUCUUUUAUGGUUGGGCAAACGAAGCCUUUUCGAACAUUUUUGUGGCUAUCCAUUCACGCAUGCAUGUUUACACAUUAAUCCUGAAAAAGUUUAUCUUGCGAUCACGUUGAUCAAGAUGAAGAAUGUAGGGUUAGUUGUAAUAGUAUGGAUUAUAGUAGGGUGGAGUUCGUGCAUGGGAAGGUUCGUGGUGGAGAAGAACAACCUCAGAGUGACUUCACCAGAGUCCAUCAGAGGAGUUUACGAAUGUGCUCUCGGAAACUUUGGUAUCCCUCAGUAUGGUGGAAGCAUGUCCGGUGCGGUGCUUUAUCCCAAAGCUAACCAAAAGGCUUGCAAGAACUUCGCCGAUUUCGAUAUCUCUUUUAGAUCUAGAGUCGCUGGAUUGCCCACAUUCGUCCUCGUCGAUCGGGGAGAUUGUUACUUCACUUUGAAGGCAUGGAACGCGCAAAGAGCAGGUGCCGCGACUAUUUUGGUGGCAGAUAAUAGGCCUGAGCAACUCAUCACCAUGGACGCACCAGAGGAUGAGACGACAGAUGCAGAUUACUUACAAAAUAUCACAAUUCCUUCAGCAUUGGUGAGUAGGUCUCUAGGGAGUGCCAUCAAAACGGCCAUAGCUCAUGGUGAGCCUGUUCAUAUAAGUUUAGACUGGCGGGAGGCUCUUCCACACCCGAAUGAUCGAGUAGCCUACGAGCUAUGGACCAACAGCAAUGAUGAAUGUGGACCAAAAUGUGAUGCACAGAUCCAGUUUCUUAAGAGGUUCAAAGGAGCUGCUCAGAUUCUUGAGAAAGGAGGCUACACUCGCUUCACUCCCCACUACAUCACAUGGUAUUGUCCAGAAGCAUUUUUGGCAAGCAGACAAUGUAAAUCACAAUGCAUUAAUGGGGGAAGGUAUUGUGCUCCCGACCCUGAACAAGAUUUCUCAAGGGGAUACAAUGGGAAAGACGUGAUUGUUCAAAAUUUACGCCAAGCAUGCUUCUUUAGAGUGACUAAUGAAAGUGGGAAGCCUUGGCUUUGGUGGGAUUAUGUCACCGACUUUGCCAUUCGUUGUCCCAUGAAACAGGAGAAGUACAACAAGAAAUGUGCUGAUCAAGUCAUUCACUCUCUUGGAGUCGAUGUGAAGAAAAUAGACAAAUGUAUCGGCGACAUUGAAGCCAAUACCGAAAAUCCUGUUCUUAAAGAAGAACAACAUGCACAAGUUGGAAAAGGCUCACGAGGAGAUGUGACGAUACUACCAACCAUUGUGAUAAACAAUAGACAAUAUAGAGGGAAGUUGCAGAGAUCAGCCGUGCUUAAGGCUCUGUGUUCAGGGUUUCGUGAGACGACCGAGCCACCUAUUUGUUUAACCGAAGACAUAGAAACCAAUGAGUGUUUACAAAACAAUGGAGGGUGUUGGGAGGAUAAAACAACUAACAUUACAGCUUGCAGGGAUACUUUUAGAGGAAGAGUAUGUCAAUGUCCCAUUGUUCAAGGUGUUAAGUUUCUUGGCGACGGUUACACACAUUGUGAAGCUUCGGGAGCAUUACGUUGUGGCAUAAACAAUGGAGGAUGUUGGAAACACACUCAAAUGGGAAAAACAUACUCUGCUUGUCGUGAUGAUCAUUCUAAAGGAUGCAAAUGCCCUCCUGGAUUCAAAGGAGAUGGGCUAAAAGACUGUCAAGAUGUGAAUGAGUGUGAGGAGAAAACAGCGUGCCAAUGUCGAGGAUGCAAAUGCAAGAACACAUGGGGAAGCUAUGAAUGUAGCUGCAGUGGAAGCUUACUUUACAUAAGAGAGCACGACAUUUGCAUAAACAAAGAUGCAAGAGGAGAUGUAAGCUGGGGAGUGAUAUGGAUAAUAAUAAUGGGACUUGGUGCAGCUGCUUUAGGAGCUUACACUAUUUAUAAAUACAGGAUUCGGACAUAUAUGGACUCAGAGAUAAGAGCGAUAAUGGCGCAAUACAUGCCUCUUGAUAAUAAUCCUAACAGUCAACCUUCUUCUCAACUUGAGUUGUAA
Messenger RNA from Capsella rubella, 2028 nucleotides. RefSeq names its product vacuolar-sorting receptor 2. The coding region runs from base 1 to 2028 and encodes 675 amino acids. Gene Ontology annotation, molecular function: calcium ion binding. The record is from RefSeq and is a predicted model, not a curated record. NCBI's taxonomy places the organism in Eukaryota, Viridiplantae, Streptophyta, Magnoliopsida, Brassicales, Brassicaceae. The transcript has 14 exons.